GGCACAAAUGGUUUGUAAUCUACAGUACAAAGUUCAAAGUGUACAUCGUUACAUGUGAAUAGUGAAUACAAACGUCCCUGGUAGAGGGGUACACGAGACAUCACUGAACAGCAAGAUCGUUGCUCCACGUAGAAGAGAAAUGAUAGCCACGAGCAGCUCGGCGGCGGCGGUGGCCGGGGAGGUGGGCGGCAAGGCGGCGCGGGCGUGCGACGGGUGCCUGCGUCAGCGGGCACGGUGGUACUGCGCGGCGGACGACGCGUUCCUGUGCCAGGGGUGCGAUGCGUCGGUGCACUCCUCGAACCCGCUCGCACGGCGGCACGAGCGGCUGCGGCUGCGGCCGUCGGCGCCGCUCCACCACCCGCCGCCCGCGGGGGGUCCCAAGCGCGAGCGUCGCGACGAGGUCUUGCCGGCGUGGUUCAGGCGCAAGGCACGCACCCCGCGCGGCGGGCACGCCAAGAGCGUCGGGCAGGUGCUGUCGGGGCGGCUCGUCGUGCCGGAGGCGGCCUGCGGGGACUCACCGGAAUGGCAGGACGGCGAGGGGGAGGUGGAGGUGGAGGAUGAGCAGCUGCUAUACCGCGUGCCCAUCUUUGACCCCGCCCUCGCGGAGUUCUGCUCGCCGCCGCCGCCUCUGGAGGACGUGGCGGCUGCCGCGUCGUGCUGCAACGAGGACGGCCCCGUCGAGGAUACAACGAACACGGAUGCAGUGCCAUCGCAGCAGCCGGCAGUGCAGUUCUUCCCUGACGGCGUUGCCAACUUCGAGCCGACAGACGCCGAGCUCAGAGAGUUCGCCGCCGACAUGGAAGCCCUCCUCGGCCGCGGCCUGGACAACGGCAACGAGGAGGACUCGUUCUACGUGGAGACGCUGGGGCUCCUCGACCCGGUGAACGACGACGGCGGGCGAGUCAAGGUAGAGACCGACGGCGGCAGUGCCUGCGAAGCCAGAGGCGCGCUGGCGUGCGGCCUCGAGCUGGAGCCGGAGGCGUCCGACGAGAUGCUGGACAUCGACUUCGACUACGGCUCGCCUCAGGAGACACCGGACGAGAAGGCCGCGAGCAGCGGCACCGCCGCCGACACCCAGUUCUUGCAGAGGAGCCUCUCGCUCACCCUCAACUACGAUGCCGUCAUCCAGAGCUGGGGGAGGUCGCCGUGGACCGGCGAGGAGCGGCCGCACGUCACGCUCGACGACUGCUGGCCCCACGACUACACGGGCAUGUGGGUGGUGGGAGGGGUGGUCGUCCACGGCGGGGAGGAGCUGGGGGCGGACGGCGGCCGGGAGGCUCGGGUGUCGCGGUACCGGGAGAAGCGGCGGACGCGGCUCUUCUCCAAGAAGAUCCGGUACGAGGUGCGAAAGCUCAACGCAGAGAAGCGGCCGAGGGUGAAGGGCCGUUUCGUCAAGCGCGCCACAGCCGGGGGCAGCGUCGCCGUCGCCGGGCUCGCGUAGCUGAUAUGCACGCACGGUGCACAUACGUGUACGGUGUACCGCCUGGCUGCACUGCACGCAGGUGCGGCCGGUGACCGGCACGCCGCUCGUCCGUCGUCAUGAAAUGAUGACAAAAACAAACAACUCGCUGAAGCUGCUUUAGUUCAUUCAACUUAAAUCAAAUUUUUUUUGCCUUUCUUCACCGAUCAGUUCGCCACUGACGGUUAUCUGUGCCUUCGAUUGGCACUUGCUUGCCUGUGGCGAUGGUCGAAUAAUAAUACUAGCUAAGUGAAUUAUAAUGCUUGGUUGGACAGUUCCGAA
Molecule: messenger RNA, 1741 nt
Organism: Phragmites australis (common reed)
Lineage: Eukaryota; Viridiplantae; Streptophyta; Magnoliopsida; Poales; Poaceae
Product: zinc finger protein CONSTANS-LIKE 16-like
Exons: 2
Coding region: 140-1441 (433 amino acids)
Biological process (GO): regulation of DNA-templated transcription
Cellular component (GO): nucleus
Molecular function (GO): zinc ion binding; protein binding
Source: RefSeq, a predicted model, not a curated record